This is a messenger RNA of Andrographis paniculata, 1778 nucleotides long. Its product is annotated as EP1-like glycoprotein 3. The record is from RefSeq and is a predicted model, not a curated record. Bases 202 to 1578 code for a protein of 458 amino acids. The transcript has 2 exons. NCBI's taxonomy places the organism in Eukaryota, Viridiplantae, Streptophyta, Magnoliopsida, Lamiales, Acanthaceae.
GAGGUCAGAGCAAGUAGCAAUUGAUUGCCACAGCCUGUAAAUUUUUGCAUCUGCAUAUGGCAAAAUUAAAUUAAGGCAGAUGGAUGGAUGGAGGAUGCCAUUAAGGGAGUGGGUUGGGGUUUGUCUCUAGCGUUUGCCUCAUUACACAGCUUCCCCCAAAAUUUUUCCUCCAUGGCUGUCUGAAUCAAUCAAUUAAACUCCAUGUACAUGAGAAUCCAUGUUCUUGUUUUAUUGAUGAUAAAUUUCUUACCUCCUCAGGCGGUGAUGUCUGGAUCGGACAUUCGGAAUGGGUAUCAGGUGACAGUGGCGAUUCCCAGUGAGUACACACAAGGGUUUCUUGGGAGGGCUUUUGUAAUGGAGAAUGAACAAGGGAUGCCUCAUUUUAGGGCAGCAGUGACCGUGGAGGGCGUGGAAGAGAAAGAGAACUACUCGUGUUCCCUCGAUGUUUUGUUAGGAAAUGUUAGAGUGUGGAGUUCUGGACACUUGUCGAGAUUCCACACAGCUGAAAGAUGUGUGCUCGAAUUGGCUGAAGAUGGAGACUUGAGGCUCAAGGAUCAGACAGGACGAAUUGGAUGGAGGAGUGGGACAUCAGGACAAGGGGUCGAGAGAUUAACGUUGUUGAGGACAGGGAAUCUUGUUCUAGUCGACGAUGAAAACUCCAUCAAAUGGCAGAGCUUCAAUUUUCCAACGGACACUAUGCUUUGGGGGCAGAAACUAAGUUCACAGACAAGAUUAACUUCCUUCGUCCGAAACUCGACUCUGUUCUAUUCCUUGGAGAUUCAGGACGACAACAUCGGACUUUUCUUGAACAUCGGGAACCCGAAAUCGAAAAAGUAUUCGUAUUGGGAGUACCAGCCGAGUAGCCGGCACAGCGUGACGUUUGUGCAGCUGAGCACAUUCGGGCUCGAGAUAUUCGACGGCGAUCAUAAGUUCGAUCAGAUAAGGCCGCCGCCGGGGGCGGAGCCGAUAAGGUUCUUGGCAGUGGACAAUAGUACAGGGAAUUUAAGGAUGUAUUAUUAUUCGAGUGAGGAGAAUGAGUUCAAAGCAUUGUAUCAAGCAAUUAACUACACUUGUGAUCUGCCGUUGUCGUGCCGGCCUUACGGCGUUUGCAUGUCGUCGGGGUCGUGUUCGUGCAUCGGCGGCGGCGGUGGCAGCGGGGAGGGGGUUUGUGGGGGGAGGGGGGCGGAAAUGGUGGAGGUGGAGGGGGUGGUGAGUGUGCUGAGGGGUGUGGAGUACAAAGGGAAUGUGAGUUCUAAGGAAGAGUGUGGGGAGGUUUGUGUGGAUGAGUGUGAGUGUUUGGCUGCUGAGUAUUUGGAGGAUCAAGAAUUGUGUUAUGUGUAUGAGGUUGUAAGGGGGGUGAAGGAGGGUGGGGGUGGGGGGGUAAGGUAUAUGGUGAAGGUGGGGGGAGGGGGUGGAAGAAGGGAUGAAGGGGGGAAGGGGGGUGGGGGUGGGGGGUUGAAGAGAUGGGUGAUAAUAGUGGUGGGGGUGGUGGAUGGGUUCAUUAUUUUUGUUGUUUUGGGGGGGCUUGGUUGGUAUUAUUAUUUUAGGUCAAGAAUGAAUUUUUCAGUUAGAAGAUAGGGGUCGUGAAUUUAAUUUAAUUCAAGAUUUUUCAAACAGUUACUGUUUUUAUUAUGAUUAUUAUUGUUGUUGUUAUUUUUGAGGUGAAGAGAAAAAUGUGAGAAGAGGACAGUUUGUUGAUUUGGUUAUAUAUUGGGCCUUGAAUGGGGCCCAAUUUGGGUGGGUUUAAUUUAAUUCAAGAUUUUUGUUGAUUUGGUUUA